AUGACGACUUCUCCAGUGAAAGAUCAGAUGAGAGACUUUGUUGAGAAAGAAAUCGACAACGCGCACAAGGUUGUCGAUGCCAUCACUAGUCCUAUUGCCCCUCUGGACGGUGUCGUACAUGGUGUGGCCAGAGGGAUCUUUAAGCCAAAAUGUGCUCCCAACAACCACGGUGGCAACGGCAGAGGUGGCAGUCGUGGAGGAAACGGGGACUGUAACUCCGGUGGUAUACAUAAUACGGGUGGGAAUCAAACUGGCAACACCAGCGGCAACAACACUAGUGGGAACAUAUCUAGUUACUAG
Prunus armeniaca (apricot) is the source of this 300-nucleotide messenger RNA. The record is from the annotation of a GenBank genome assembly. Lineage: Eukaryota; Viridiplantae; Streptophyta; Magnoliopsida; Rosales; Rosaceae.